CGUUGGAAGAAGGACUGCGGCGUCUGCACUCGAGAGCAUCGGCCAGCUCUCUCUGUCUGCCCCUGCCGUCAUCGCCGCGCUUCGGCCCGUCCAUGGCCACAUUGAGCCGUCGCCGGUCUUCCGACGUCUAGAGGGCGGGACGCCGCGCCAUGGGCACAAACGGAGGGAGCGGGGUAGGCGGCGGCGUGCAGGAGACGGGCGGCAUCAUGGCAGGCAAUGCCAACCAACCCGCAACCACCGAGUACACCCUCCAAGGUGUCAUGCGCUUUCUCCAGACCGAAUGGCACCGUCACGAACGCGACCGCAAUGCCUGGGAGAUCGAGAGGCAGGAGAUGAAGAGCAGGAUAGCCAGCCUCGAGGGACAAGCGCGGAGGGCAGACGCGACGCAAAAGGCAUUGAAAAAGUACGUCGCAAUCCUUGAGAAGAAGGUCAAGGAGCAGGCUGCUCUGUUGAAGUCCGAUGGGAAGGCCGAUGCGGUGACCAGGCCCGACCGUGCGGCAUUGCUUCAGGAGAAACUGCGGCCGUCGUUGGAGAAGCCUAAUGGCGCCGCGAUCGAGGCCGGCGCCCUAGAGGCCGGUCUUGCUGACGAAGAAGCCUCGCGGAAUGAGCUAAAGGCCUUCCUCGACCAGUGCCAGGCCGAGUUCACCUACCUGAUGAUAACGCCUGCGAAUCCGAUGCCCCCGAGAGAGUCGCCACCUCUACCCGUGAUCGAGGAUCUCCGGGAAAGCGAUGCGUUCGGCCAGCCACUUGUGGAUCAAUCCUACCACCAGGGACUACGGCAACAACAACAGCAGCAGCAGCAGCAUCUGCAACAGCAUCCGCCUCCGCCGCAGCAGCAGCAGCCGCCACCGCCGCCGCCGCAACAACAGCAAAAUCACGUCCGAGACUAUCUUGCCGCGCAAUCCCGAUCUGCUCCGGCUUUGAACAACCAGGCGCCAGCACAAUCAGCCCCGUCCAACUUAUCCGCCAAGCCGCUUGAUGCCCAGUCCGUGCCGAUGGUCCGCACCUCAAAUACCGAGCCGUCUCCCAUGGCAUACGGCCACAACAGCGAAUGGCCGCCCCAUGCGCCGGCGCCUGGGAAAGCAGGGACGGAUGUGGGCCCCGAGCCAACCAGUGAGUCGAAGCAUCUCAGUAGCAGCGAUGACAAGGGAGAUGGCGCCGAGCAACGUAGCGUAUCCGAGCCAGAGAGCUGGGACUUCAACGACGCCAACUUCCCGGAUUCCGCUUCGCCCAACCCGCCGCAGCAGGUCUCAGCCAACCGCCCAGACACCGAUGUGUUCCCCACAGCCGAGAACAUCCCGAGGUCGCCAAACCGCGCAUCGCUCUCGCACCGGAGAAAGAACUCGAGUUCGAUGGCCCGUAGGAGGAGCGCAGAACACGAGCUGUCCCUCCAUGCGCUGGGCCCCAAGGCCGAGAGCAGCAGCUUCAAGCUCCGGUUUGGCCUGCGGGGCCAUUUGGACACGGUGCGGACCGUGAUCUUCUCUGGGGGCGGCAGCCCCGGUGAGCCCGAGAUCUGCACCGCCGGAGACGACGGGACGAUCAAACGCUUCCACAUCCCAGAUCGACACCCUGGCCACGUGGGUACAAGUGGCUCUGAUCUCGACGUCACCGCCGAUUUUACGCACCGUGGCCAUACCGGGGCGGUGCUCUCGCUCACAUCUUGGUCGCCCUCACCGAACUUCUCGACGGGGGGGCGUGCGCAGGGCGACGGCUGGAUUUUCUCUGGCGGGCAAGAUGCAACGAUUCGGGUUUGGGAGCGGGGGAGGGUAGACCCCAAGGCGACGCUGGACGGGCAUACAGACGCCGUUUGGGCGCUGUGCGUCCUUCCCACCAACCUGGGUACCAUCUUCGGUCAAUCCAACACGUACGGGACGCCAGACCGCAUCCUGCUCAUAUCAGGAGCAGCAGACGGGACGGUGAAGGUGUGGGCGGUCAGCUCGCCGCCGCAGCUCACCUCUCCCCAACCCGCCGGGGGCCGCCGGGCGCAGGGCGGCCGUGUACGCGGAAACUCGAUGAGCUCCGGCUCGGCGUUCCCCAACACGCCGCAGCCCACGACAGCCUCCAACUCUCCGUUCCACCACACGCUUAUCCACACCAUCUCGCGCCGGAACUCCAAGGCGAGCCCCACGUGCAUCACGCCCCUGAGCCCCAACGGCGAGACGUUCGUGGUCAGCUAUUCAGAUGCCGCCAUAAUUGUCUACGACACGCGGUCCGGCGAAGAGAUCGGAGCGAUGGCGAGUCUGGAAACCUACGACGGCACGAUAUCAACCAGCGUGAACGCAGUGGUGGCCACUACCGUUGGAUUGGACCAGCCUCAUCAGGGCGUGGGUGAAGAGGACACCGGCGGCGGAGGGCCCACCGGCGGCGGCCGGGCUAUGGCUGGAUCUGGGGUUGAGGGUGUAGUCAUCUCGGGCCACGAGGACUGCUACGUCAGAUUCUUCGAUGCUAACAGCGGCCAAUGCACAUACAACAUGGUUGCCCAUCCAGCCUCGAUAUCGAGCCUUUCGCUCAGCCCUGAUGGUCGGGAGCUGGUCAGCGCGGGCCACGACGCCUCGCUGCGGUUCUGGUCCCUCGAGAAGCGGUCAUGCACGCAAGAGAUCACCAGCCAUCGCGUCAUGCGCGGCGAGGGCGUCUGCACCGUCGUCUGGAGCCAGGACGGCCGGUGGGUGGUCAGCGCCGGCGGUGACGGAGUGGUGAAGGUAUUUGCGCGGUAGGACCCGCAA
Molecule: messenger RNA, 2723 nt
Organism: Thermothielavioides terrestris NRRL 8126
Lineage: Eukaryota; Fungi; Ascomycota; Sordariomycetes; Sordariales; Chaetomiaceae
Exons: 4
Coding region: 150-2714 (854 amino acids)
Molecular function (GO): protein binding
Source: RefSeq, a predicted model, not a curated record